AUGCCCUACUCAGAGAGCGCGCAGGCCGCGCUGGUGCAAUGGGCGAAUACGUUUCCCCUCGACAAGAAGGCUGAGUCAAUAGUAGACUUCCUUGACGGCCAUCUCCUUUCCCAGGUUCUCCAGGACCUCGACCCCUCCUUCGACCAGAACACCAGCGAAGGCACGCUCUACGAUGUCUACAAGGGUAUCAACAGGCUGGUCUAUCGCGAGUGCCCAGGUCUUUCCGCUAAGGUCAAGGCCGCCGACAUUCGUCCUAGGUCUAGGGAAGCGCAGCCGGAGGCCAUCUCCCAGGUAGGCACCAUGUCGCAACCCCAGCUGUCCAAUAGAUUCGUUUUGCUCACCCAAAGGUUUUCAAAGCUCCUUGCCGUGCUCUUUGCUAUCGCGAUGCUAGGCAGUAACAAUGAGCGAUACGUUAUUCGCAUCACCACAGACAUCUCGGAUAAGUCGGUUCUCUUCCAGUUGCAGCGGAUUACCCAGGAUAUGAGGACGGCGAUAGAUGAGGCCGAUGCGGCGGAUUUGGACGAGACUUCCGACGUUGCUCACGAAAGCCACGAUGUCGAUCUUGCUAUGGAGGCUGACAAUAUCCGUCUUCGUUCUGAACUGGACAAAAAGGGGAAGCUGCUCGCGGAUAUGGAGACUCGCUUGGGUCAUCUGCAGGAAAGCUAUGACGACCUGAAGGACGAGGUUGUUGCAAAGGGCAGAGAACUGGAGGCAUUCCACAGUGCUCAGGAUGGCGCUGGAAAGGAGGUCAUCAGGUCACUGGAGUUGAAACUUCGGGAGCAGGACGAGCUCAUCGCCAACCAAGAGGCGCAGGCCGAAGAUGAUCGCAUUGCCAAGGAGCGACUGGCAAGCGAGGUCUCCGCGCUCAAAGCCAAGACUCAGAAGCUGGAGGCCCUUGAUGACGAGGUCAAAGAGCUGCGGUUCAAGAAUGAGGAACUCUCUCGCAAGGCCAACAUGGUGGAGCGGUAUAAGCAGAAGCUCGAGGCUCAGUCCACGCUGUCGAAGGAGAUGGACAACUUGCUUUAUGAAAAGGAGCAGAUGCAGCGCGAUCUCAUUGAGUAUGAGAAGGUUCUUAAGAGAAACCAGGCAUUGGAGCAAACCAACGAGCAGUACGCUUCUAAGCUCAGAGACUACGAGCUGCAGUACGUCGAACUGGAUACCCAGCGCAGGGCUCUUCACGAUGAUACUAUGCAACUGAGAGCCCGCCUGGCAUCUCUCGACGCACAACGUCUUUCCGAUGAACGACUUAUUGCUGAGCUACAAGAGCAGAUUAACUCAGGCACGGGCCAGUCAGCCAUGUCCCCUGAUGCCGCCUCUGCGGGCUUCAGCCUCGAGCAGGAGCUCGACAGCGCUGGCAGCAGUGCCCCACCUAACCUUAGCCUAGAGGUCUCGCGUCUCAAGGCCGAGAACAACUUACUCCGGAACGGUAUGGGCUUCGCGUCAGAGAACGCUAGACUACGACAAGACCUCGAGGAUGAACGACGACAGCGAGAGCGUCUUCAGGGUACUUAUAAUGACACCUUCGAGAAGCACCAGCUUGCGGAAGCUCAAGUCAGUGCCUUGAUAGGCAGUGGCGGCGAAAACGAAGUACUUGCCAAUUUGAAAAUCCAAGUCGCCCAGAUGACCCACGAGCUACAGGCUGAAAAGCGCAAGUUGAGCGAGGUUCAAGCUCAACUUGCCGACAAGGACCGUGAACUGCUUAGCGCAAGAACGGAUCUUUCAGCUGUUGCAAAGGACAGCGUUAAUGCCCUGGAGGAACUCAAGUCUACCGACCAGCUCAUCUCGGGAUCGAUUCGAGAGGAGCUUGAGGCUGCUCGCCAACAAAUCAAAAACCUGAGUACUGACCUGGAGAACCGACAAAGCUCACUUAUUAGCGCCUUGCUCGAGAAGGAUAAGCUUCGGAAGGAGCUGGACGAUGCCAAGGAGGGACGGCAAGACUCCGGAGAGCCUGCUGAGGCUGUCCAGAAGCUCCAGGAUAAGGUCGAGAAGCUUCGUGUGCGACUCAAAGAACGUCAAUCGGUGAGUGAUUUCAAGCCUCCUCCUAUACAUAAAAUCGAGGUCGGUGGUCUCCAGCUGCCGGCAUUGCCGCGGCUAGCUGUCUUGUAUGACAGCAACCCCGAUUUCCGGCCCCUAGCUCCCUCUUAUCACCAUAAGUUUGUGGAAGCCCGUCCACUGCAAAAGAGGAUUUCUCAGGAAAAGGGAUGGAUCAGGACUGUGACAAGCAAGAUAUUUGGGCGGCAAAAGUCACCACCGCGCUCCCCCUCUCCAUCACUUUCAUUUUUGCGUCGUCUCAGAUUGGAUUCUGCGACGUGA
This is a messenger RNA of Colletotrichum truncatum, 2313 nucleotides long. The record is from RefSeq and is a predicted model, not a curated record. NCBI's taxonomy places the organism in Eukaryota, Fungi, Ascomycota, Sordariomycetes, Glomerellales, Glomerellaceae.